AUGGGAAAGUGUCCCGGCCAUCGUACGAAGCCGUCCUGCCGUCAGAUCUCGGUAACGAGCUUCCCCGUGGACAUGUACUACCGGUAUACGAUCAAGACGACAAACUACCUGUCGACAAUCGACACCUCCCGACAGACGUUUUCAACGCGCCGGACGUGCCGCGGUAGACGCGUAAAGUGUGACGAAGUCCAUCCGAUCUGCACCAAUUGCGAACGCCGUGAGCUCGUGUGCGUCUACGAUCCCAAACCCGCUGCCCCCCUACCGCUGCCCCGCAUAGAGGUUCAGAGUCUCCUGUCCUCAUCACCCACUCCUCCGCCUCUACCUCCGCCUCCACCUCCACCUCCCUCCGAAUCGACAGACCAUGAAGAGAAUCCAGCGCGAACUUUCCUCUCGCUCUUCGCCAACACGCUCCCGAGAACCCCUUCAACAUACCCAGGGCUGGAUCUGACGAGCCUGGAGCUGCUGCACCAAUACAGCACUUGCACCUACACAUCCUUCACCAGCCAAGCAGAUUGGCAGCUGGUAUGGCGAGACCGUGUGCCGAAAUUGUUCCACUACCCGUUCGUGAUGCACGCCACAUUGGCCAUCUCGGCCCUGCACCUCAGCGUCCUGAACCUUCCACGAUCCGAACACUACCUUCUCCUCGCAGCGCGAUACUACCACGACGCGUCCGUAGCCCUCCGUAACGUCCUCCCCCACCGCCAGACCCAAGACGGCAAUGCGCUGUUCGUCGCCAGCUCCUUCAUCGCCAUCUACGCGUUCGCGACUCCGCCCGUGAACCCGCCCACCGGCGUCGAACCACGCGCACUAACGUGGCUUCCCAUACUACGCGGCAUCGAGGCGGUAGUACGCGGCGAGUGGUCGCAGGUAUCCGGUGAGCUCGCGCCCUCGCUGCUAGGCGACAGGCCGCCGGUGCCUGCACCCCCAGGCGUCAGCUCGCUCCCUCCGCUUCCACAGCUCAACGGCCUCUGCGCGAAUGUCGAAAACCACGAGGAGCGCAGGAUCUAUCAGGACGCGGCAGCGAAGUUGCACUACACCUGGGAGAUGUUCCGUGCCGCGUCGGGAGAGUUUUGGCUGCCCAUGGCGUUCCUGUGGCCCGUCACCCUCUGCGAUGGGUUCGUGGCCCUGCUGAUGGAUAGGCGGCCCAGAGCUAUGGUGCUGCUUGCGCACUACAACGCCAUGUUCUCCAUGCUGCAGGGAUUCUGGUGGAUCGGGAAGAGGGCGAGGGAUGAAUUGGUGGUUAUCGAAGCGGCGAUCGGUGAGGCGUGGAGUAAUGAGUGGUUGGGCUGGGUUAGGGAGGUGGUCAACGGGAGUAAUUGA
Tricharina praecox is the source of this 1320-nucleotide messenger RNA. RefSeq lists its product as uncharacterized. NCBI's taxonomy places the organism in Eukaryota, Fungi, Ascomycota, Pezizomycetes, Pezizales, Pyronemataceae. Bases 1 to 1320 code for a protein of 439 amino acids. The transcript has 4 exons. Gene Ontology annotation, biological process: regulation of transcription by RNA polymerase II. The record is from RefSeq and is a predicted model, not a curated record. Gene Ontology annotation, molecular function: DNA-binding transcription activator activity, RNA polymerase II-specific; zinc ion binding.